Molecule: messenger RNA, 7105 nt
Organism: Bicyclus anynana (squinting bush brown)
Lineage: Eukaryota; Metazoa; Arthropoda; Insecta; Lepidoptera; Nymphalidae
Exons: 2
Coding region: 4862-6187 (441 amino acids)
Source: RefSeq, a predicted model, not a curated record
CAGGCACAAGCGGGCGGCUUGGCGGCGCGACUUGAGAGGCGUAGCUCGCGCGGGCGAGACGCGGCGUGUUCGCGGAGGAGGACGCGCGGCUCGGAGGCGCGUAGGCGGGCGCGCGGCUCGGUGGCGCGCGGGCCAAGAGGCGGGCGGCACCCGAUGUCUCGCCCUGCCGCGUGGACGCAGCGGCGAUCAACAUUGGUUUCUGAAAGAGCUGCUUUUUUUCCAAAUUAAGCACUGGCGGUUUUGUGUUUGGGCAAUUUUCAGGUGGUAAAUAUCGUUUUAUUAAUUCUACUUGGACAUCUUUAGGCAGCUCAUUGGUUAAAAUGUGCGUCCACCUCGACGCCACAUCCUUCUGCAAUUUUUCUCCAAAGGAGAUUCACGCUCCAUACAUUUCUGGGCUCUUUUUUGAAGUGCCGGCCAACAAAAAAAAAAUGGCCCGACUCGUUAGAAUUAGCCAUUUGGAGCAAUAGCUAAUAUGGCAUAAAAGUUGUAGGAGGGCUCUGAACCAAGUUAUACAGGUUCGACGAUUCGUUAUUUCCAUACAUUUUGUCGAUUUUCAAAAGUGCCCGCCAAGAAAAGAAACUCAUACGUAUCGUUAGAACUGGCCAUUUGGAGCAAUAGUUAGUACGGCACAAAGGUUGUAUUUCUAGUUUUUUUUUUUUUUUUUAAAGUUGACAAAAUGUAUGGAAAUAACGAAUCAUCGAACCCGUAUAAUUUGGUUCAGAGCCACCUGAAAACUUUUAUGCCAUUGUAACGCCGUAGAUUUUUAUUUUUAGUGGUUAAAGGGGAAUGUCUAUUCCCGGCCCAGACCUUUCGUCCCCGCCCCCCACUUUGCAUAAAACUAGAAAAUACUUGAUAAUUUUUGUUUAAUAAUGAAUAAAUUACUUUAUCCAUAGCGGUUUGCUAUAACUUUCCCCAAAAAAUAAGUUUCACAACGAUAUUUGACAAUAUUAUAGUUGUUGUAUGACAUUUUUGAAGACACGAACAUGAACAGUGUUGCCAGCUAAGUGAUUUAUUUGGUUUAAUCAAUAUUUUAACCGAAUAAUAAUAAUCGAUCUUUUUCUACAACAAAAUCACCUGGAAAAGCAAAAGUUGUAAUAGAUUAUAAUGUUUUUGAUAAUAAUAUCUGCCUCACUCUUUAAAAACCAUUGCAUAGUCGACAUUAUAAAACGUUUCUUGAUAUCAAAGUACCUAUUAUAUUUUUCGCAAUAACCAACCACUAAGAACUCAACUGAUUUUUUUAGUUUAAUCGAUAUUUAAAUGGAUAAUAAUAAUAAUCGAGCAUAACAUUAGGAACCUAGGAUCACUGCGUAGAAACAUUACCAACUGCGCCAUUUAAAUACUAUCUAUACUAAUAUUAUAAAGCUGGAGAGUUUGUUUGUUUGUUUUUGAUUGAACGCGCUAAUCUCAGACACUACUGGUCCGAUUUGAAAAAUUCUUUCAGUGUUAGAUAACCCAUUUAUCGAGGAAGGCUAUAAGCUAUAUAUUAUCUCCGCAUUCCUACGGGAACGGGGAUAUAUAUAAUAUAAGUAGUAGCGCAAGCCCGUAACUUCGGCGCGUGCAAUGCGGUUUUUCACGAUCGGCCAACGCGCAAGCUACAGCUAUACUAAGCUGAUAUAAAUAAGUGGUCAAAGUGGUCUUAAUAGUUGAUAUUCAAUCCCUUUCUUCCGAUAACUUUUUCCUUUCAUCCGAUCUAACUAAAUCAAAUUCUAUAUAUUUCUAUGUAUGUAUAAAUAGUAUACAUAUUGUAGAUAAUAUAUUAUGUUUACAUAAUACAUUGACAUAAAAUUGCAGGCGUCCGCAAUUUUGUCCGGGUGAAAACGCAAUAUCAUGACAAACUACUUGUAUAAACCUUCUUCUUGAAUCACUUUAUUUAUUAUUGAAAACCAAUAAAAAACCAUUGCGUCGUGUAAAAGAUGGUGAAAACAAUGACGUGUUAUUCUAGUAAUAAAAUUAUUCAAUUAGAAAUCGAUACGAAGUUAUUCGAUUUUUCGUGUUUCGUAUGGCAACAUCGAUUUGACUUUUGGACAGAUAAUCUGUUGAUGUCAAUAAUUGUCAAUGUCAUUCUCAUUUUAUUAAUUAAUUAGAUAAUGUCAUUGAAUUAAUUUACUGAUUUUGUCUGUUUUCUGUUUACCUUCAGUAUUUUUUGAACCGAAUUAUAAUUUUUCAAACCACAGCUAUAAUAUAAAUAAAACUUGCACGAAGUUAAAUUCGAAAUUCGAAUAAUGUUGACCCUGAACCGGAAAAAUUGCAAGUUUAUUUCAGCUCUCAGAUGUAAAUACAAGAGGACAUUUACGCUGCAUUAAUCAAUGUUAAUAUCAAUAUUAAAAUUAUUAUAGUUGGCAUCAAUUGUCAAUAAAAUGUCACGAAAAUACGAAUACAUUCUGUUUGAAACAUGCUCGUAAACAAGUACACAGCAGGUGCAGGCAGCAUAAAUAAUGUUUGAUCCAUUUUUAAUGUGAAAAACGAUUAUUAUUCAUAAGAAAUAAUAUGUAUAACUUUAAUAAUUUUUGUCAUGUUAUUGUGUCAAGUCACAACAGAGUGUAGUUUCCCAUAUAAGUGUUGAUGUGUCGCUCAGUGUAUUUUUAUGACUAACCAAUAUUACUGUAUUUAAAAGUACAUUUACUGUGUAAUUACUGGCAUAGAAGGCAUAACAUCUAGUCAGAUGUAGGACAGCACAUAGGUUUUCUUGCAUUGUUGAUGGUUUGUUCAAGCAAUAUUUAGUGCAUAGAAGUAUUAUAGUAUAUUUAUCCUACUUUCCUGAUUAAUAUUAAAUGUGAACUGUGAGUUUGUAUGUCAGUUUGAUACAUUUUCACACCCUAAACCAAUUUUAAAACAGUAAUAAAUUGUGCAUACUAGAGAAUUAUCUUAAUUCUCAGCGUGUGUGAAGUCUGCCAAUCCGCAUUGGGCCAGUGUGGUGGACUAUUGGCCUAACCCCUAUCAUUCUGAGAGGAGACUCGAGCUCAGUAGUGAGCCGAAUAUAGGUUGAUGAUGACGACGAAUAAAUUGUGGAAUAACAUAACAUUAUUAAAUCCACUAAGUAAACCAAUUUUAAAACUCUGAUUAAAUUAUUUGCUGGAUUUUAAUAUUUUAUUACUAUUUCAGUUAUCCAGCGUCAUCCCAAGUUUGUCAAAAUUGCUGGAAAACGACUGAUAAAGCAGCAUCUUGCUCAACUGAAGAACGGAAAAUAAUUAUGUAAUAGCGACAAACACUCCAAAUCGAUGUUGUUUUCCUCGCUGUAAUAAUUCCAACAGGCUAACUGUUAUGAACUAUAUAGAAACAUUUAAAUUAAAUUAUAAAACACAAACAACAGCCGGGACAAUUCAUUUAUUUACAGUGCUUGUAAACUAAGCCUUGGUUUUGCAAACAAGCACUUUUGAAAUAAUAAGGUUGACUAUUUGUCCAUCUCCAGACAGACAGACAGACCUCAUCACCAGAUAAGAAGACAAGUUCUGCUGAGGAGAGUCAGCAAGAAACUCAACAGUCACUCUUUUUUAGAAAAGUAAUACAAUAUUAUAAUUUACAAUUGUUAACAUCAUUACAAUAAUUUCUUCUAGUAGAAGCUGAUCCAAUGGCCUCCAAGUAGUGCCGUGCACUUCAUACAUGCAUUAAAGUACUGCAUAUCCUAAGAGUUGUCUUCAUUAGUAAAUACAGAUUUUUCCACUUUGCUUAAUUUUAUUACUAGUGCAUACCCUGAUCGACAACGAUAUGCACGCCACUGCCUGGUUGGUUGGUUGUUUCAUUUAUUGAUUUAUUUGUUAAGCUUGUUGGUUACAUAAAACAAUAAAUCUAUUCAUGUACAGCUUUAAUGUUACUUCAUCUCCGGUGUACUUUUUGAGCAGUGAGAGUGAUAAAAUAAAAUAUUUUUUUUAUGUCUAGCAAACUUUUAUUAAAAAAAUUAUUUAACCAAAUCCUUAUUUAUACAUCAUAUUAUCAUCUCCAUAUACUUUUAUGGGGGGGGCGUAACUGGGUUUCUUGGGCCAAAGUUGUAUGGGCUGGUGGACAUUCUCCUUUGGUUAGGUUUGUUUCGAAAGGCAGCGACAUCAAUGAAUUUCGUAGAGAUUACGAGGUCCGUCGCAAGAUGGCGCUUAUAUUAAAGUGCUCAGACGAACAAAUAUGGGCAGUUAGUUGGAGUUUCAUAAUCUGUGUGCUGGGCUCAGACUAAAGAAUAUGGACAAGUAGUUGGAGCUUUAUAAUCUGUAUAUAGACUUAAUAUAUGGUUAGAGGAAUUCCAUAAGUAACGAAAGGUAUGUAAUCCGAAACCGACUUAAAAAACAAAUUUUACAUAUUAUCUGUGCAGUUUGUUGGUUGUAUUCUGGAAGGGGAAUGAAUCGGUAACUUUACAUUAAAGAGUAAAUUAAUAUAAUGGGAAAAGAGAACCCUCUUGAGGAUGAUUUAUGCAAACAAGAAAGAUAGCGCCAUCUGGUUUUUGGCCCAGUAAACUUACAUGUAUACAUACAUGCCUAUACUUCUAUACUUCGAAUAAAACGUUACCGUAGUAUUUAAAAUACGAGAUGCAUAGUUAAAGUAACAAGUAAGUGUUACAUGCCGCUCCGCUCGUCGCUCCGCCCGUAUUGGACUCGCGGCCUUAUUCAACACGUGUACGUAACUAGACCGCUGAUUCGGCAAAUCGCACGGGUGCAUAGUGACAUGGAAAAUUACGACACUUCUUCACUUACGCUCGAAGACGUCGUUAGUUUAAUUAAUUUGUAAUUUUUAUAUUAAUAAAUUCAUUUUUAAGAACCAAGAACUCUUUCUUCUGGACACUCCUGCAUCGGCGAACGUAAAUUGGUGGAGGUAUUGGUGAGUUGUUAGUGUGUAUUGUAUUAACACUCGUACAGAUUUUGGGGUGACCGAUUUUGGGAUGGGGGCGGAAUCGCCGGGGGACACCCCGGAUGCAAUGGAUACGUCAGUGACCCAAGAGAGAAGUAGGAAAAGAAAUGCUGAACCGAUAAAUCAAAAUACAACCACAAAGCGAGUUAUCACUAGCUCAGAGAAUCUAGACAGAACGUAUGGUCCCAACGACUUGGGUCCGUUCAUUGUCCACAUCACACGAAUCGAACCUGAUCCGGCAGCCGGAUUAUCUCUAAGACCUAUCAAAAUUGGACUUCUUCUCACUAAGAACAACAUUGAGAACAUUGUUCGUGAUGGUGUUAAGUCAGUAGGUAGAAAUAGAGUUUCAAUCGAAUUUAAACGAGGUGAAGAUGCUAACACAUUUCUACAGCAUAAAUGCCUAAAUGGUUGUAAGCUUAAAGCUAGUAUCCCUGCUUUCAAUGUUACAAGAAUGAGUCUCGUCAGAGGCGUUCCUAAGGAGUGGUCUAUGGUGGAACUCGUAGAAUCUCUGGAAUUACCCGAGAAUUGUGGUAAAGUCCUCAAAGCGAGGAGACUCAACCGCAAAAUAAUUAAUGAAGGUACUCCAUCUUGGGUACCUACUCAAUCUGUUGUCCUCACAUUUAGUCGUCAAGUUUUGCCAAAACAUAUAUAUGCAUAUUAUACAUCAAUGGUUGUUGAAAAAUAUCUCUUACCCACAAUACAGUGUCACAGCUGCUGUAGAUUUGGCCAUGUUAAAUUACAAUGCAGAAGUAAACCCAGAUGUUUCAAAUGUGGUCAGGAACAUUUUGGAGAAAGCUGUCAGUUAACAGGAAAUGCUUUGUCCUGUAUCCUGUGCACAGGCAAACAUCAGGCUACAUAUAAAGACUGCCCAGAACACCAAUGCCAACGCAACAUUAAUAUUAAUGGUUUCAGACGCGGUUUAUCUGUGGAAUCCAACCUAUCAAAUUUUACCUCGGAUCUCAUAACUGAAGUGGAUAAGGGGCAGCAGAUCGAUGCUAUUUAUACUGAUUUUAGUAGCGCAUUUGAUAAGGUGGACCACCAAAUACUCAUACAAAAGCUUUCACAGUAUGGAUUCGGGAAUCCUUUGAUAAUGUGGUUUAAAUCAUAUCUGGAUCAGAGGCCUCAGACUGUUGUGGUCAAUGGUUAUGAAUCGGAAACAUACAACGCUAGAUCCGGGGUACCACAGGGUUCUCACUUAGGGCCCCUGUUAUUCUUGGCAUUUAUAAAUGACGUCACGAUGGAGAUAAAACAUUGCAAAUACUCCUUGUUUGCUGAUGACCUAAAAAUUUAUAAAACAAUAAACUCGGAUGCUGAUAUUAGGCUAAUACAGGAUGAUCUUGAUAGAGUAACAACUUGAUGCAACGUCAAUAAAAUGACUCUCAACGCUGAUAAAUGUUACCACGUAAAAUACUCCAGGAAGAAAAAACCACUUGUCUCUAGUUACAUGAUCGGUAGUGUGGUACUAAAAGAGUUACAGGAAAUUAGAGACCUGGGAGUUACUAUUGACAGCAAGUUAACUUUUGUAUCACACGUAAACAACAUUGUUAAAAUAGCCGCGAAAGUACUAGGGUUUAUCAGGGGCAACACUAAAGGGUUCUCCCAGAAAACUAAAAUUGUGCUUUACAAUGCGUUUGUGAGAAGUUGUGUUGAGUUUGCCAGCGUCAUCUGGAAUCCAUCAUAUAGUGUCCACUCUCAACGCAUUGAAUGCAUUCAGCGUGCCUUCACUCGACACCUUGCGUUCCAUGCUAGUGGUAUUUCACACAGGCAACCAUACAACCAACGACUUGCCAAGUUUAAAAUGAUGUCUCUUCGCAGUAGGCGAGAAAUACGCGACCAAUGUUUUUUACAUAACAUAGUACAUUAUGAGGUGAAGUGCAGCAACCUACUUGACCGGGUCUGUCUUUCGGUUCCGAUUAGAUAUCCCCGUCAUUGCAAGAAGCGUAAAACAUUUCAUAUCCCUUUCGCUAGAACACAUCUCGGAAACCAAGCCCCCGUUGCUCGUAUAUGCGCAAAAUAUAAUGAACUAUCACGUUCUAUACCUGGCAUCGACAUAUUUUCCAAUUCUUAGUGUCUUUAAAAAAAAACUCACCGAUCAUCUGUCGGUGAGUUCUUCCCCAUAAUAAUUAAGUUAAGUUAUAUCUGUUAUUUUGUUCCUUGUGUGGUAUUUGACUGUUUACAUGUUUUUUAGUUUUUAGUGAAUGUUGUGUGCACUUGUCAUAGAUGUACGUAUAAGUCAAUGUGAGCUAGUUAUAUAUUAUUUGUGUAUGUCUCUAUA